UACCUUCCAGUCUGAGUCAUUUUGUCUUUUUCAUUCAUACGCAUAAGUUGUUCGUGCUAAAACAUUUAUUUAGUUUUUUCACUUAGUAUUUGAAUAUGUCUAUCUGUAAAAAAGAAUGUGUUAAUAUUGAUGAAGUAUACCAAUUGGACCUCAAUAUGCAGAACAAGAAGAAAGAACUACUUAGAAUGUUGGAUGAAUAUGAGCUGGAGCAGUGCAUUGUGUGCUACCGGCUCAGAUGUUCCUGCCAUUCUAAAUACCAGCCGAUCCAACAUAUAAGGCCCACUAAAGAGGACCACCAGGCCUGGGUAAUGGCCAGUACUCGUAAAGAAGAAGCCGACAAAGAAAAGAAGGUUCUGCAAGUGAAGCAGAACCUUGUCAAUAGCAACAGCUGUAGUGAAGCGGCUAUAGAUGCCUUUUUUAAAGCGUUCAAAAUGUCUUCCAAUACAUCUGUGACGUACCUGUCAAAUAAACUCGCGGAGGCAUACUCACAAAUAAAAAAAAAACAAGAAUAUCGUUACUUCUAAUUUCAUACAAGGUAUUACGAUCGUUAAUAUAAUUUGUUGGCUAGUGUGACGGACUGUGAUAAUCUGAUAUUUGAUACUGGGAAUUGUAGUAAUAGGAGAUUAAUAAAGCUAUUUAUAAGAGGUAAGUAUUAGUUAGCUUUGAUUAUAGAGAGUGCCAUUUAAAAUCUGUUAUGAAGACUGAGGAUGCCCGGAGACUUAAUAAUGCGGCUAUUUUAAUAUGGUGAACGGUUAUUAAAGAUACAUUGACGGAAUAUUUUCUUCAAUGAUUCCAUAAUGGAUAAUAAAAGAUUUUGAAUUUUAUUUUAUGUAUGUCUAGACAAUAUAGCUUUUUCACAGUGAUUUAUUUGUAUAUUUAUAUAUUUUAUACUAUCAGACAAAGUGUUUAUCGCUAUAUUUGAGGAAUAUUGUCUAGUUUUUUACUCCUUGUUAUAUUAUAAGAUAGGCAAAAGUUCAAAAUGAUGGUGAUUGUAAUUAUCUAAUUAAAAUAUCGUUUUUAUAAUUGAGUAUUUAGUAAUAUAUCUUUUAUGACUUUUGAUAAUUUACAAAUAAUAUACAUAUUAUAUAUAGAAACAUCAAUAAAUAAAAAUAUGACUGUUUGUGAAUCUUUUAAAGUCAUAGGAUAGUACAUAAACAGAAAUGAACGAGAAUAAACAUUUAAAACCAACUUUAAAAUGUUUUAAGUAAAUACCACGAUAUAUUAAUAUAAAUAUCUGAUCACUUUUAGCUAUAACAAAAAAGUGUUUGCAUAUGGUACAAGAAAAGAUUAUAAAUAUAACAAAAAUAUUAGACCAUAAGAAGUUAUGUACAAAGUUGGUUGUAUGUUACUUGUAAUUUAUAUAAUAAAGAGGUGUAAAACUG
This is a messenger RNA of Pieris napi, 1382 nucleotides long. RefSeq lists its product as uncharacterized. NCBI's taxonomy places the organism in Eukaryota, Metazoa, Arthropoda, Insecta, Lepidoptera, Pieridae. The record is from RefSeq and is a predicted model, not a curated record. Bases 96 to 524 code for a protein of 142 amino acids. The transcript is spliced from 2 exons.